Messenger RNA from Aspergillus versicolor CBS 583.65, 1122 nucleotides. Its product is annotated as putative GAJ protein. The record is from RefSeq and is a predicted model, not a curated record. NCBI's taxonomy places the organism in Eukaryota, Fungi, Ascomycota, Eurotiomycetes, Eurotiales, Aspergillaceae. Gene Ontology annotation, molecular function: double-stranded DNA binding. The transcript has 2 exons. Bases 445 to 1113 code for a protein of 222 amino acids. Gene Ontology annotation, biological process: reciprocal meiotic recombination.
AGGUCAAGUCCGCCAUAACGUCUGAAGGUGCAGAGACUUUGGAAAGCCAGCAUAGUCAUUGCUCGAGAACGGCAUUAUUUAACCCUGCUGGAGGGGGACAUAAUGUAAUUGGCGGUCAUCAGUGUUGAACUCUUAAGUUGUAGAUAUGAAACCUCUGUGUCAUCCCAUCACGCACAAAAGCAUGGCUGCAGCAGUUGUGCUCAUGAUUCUGGCUGCCUCCUAUUGCCAAGUCUUCUUGUCAACACCACCACGCAGCGUCUUCCAACGCUUCCCUCCAUCAGCUCAAAGUCAUCUAUGAUAGAUAAUCUAGUCGAUUCUCUUAUACCUUCAAUCUAGAAUACUACGACCUGAACUUAGGCAAUCAUUUUUCGUGCUUUGCCCUUCAGCUGCUCAAAAACCCUUAAUAAUACUCACUUUCAUCAGCGAUCGCACAAAUCCAUCACAAUGCCCCCCAAACUCUCCAAGACCGCCAAGCAAGGCUUGAUUCUCUCCCACAUCCGCUCCACACGCACCUGCCACACACUCAAAGAUCUCGAACACGUGCUCCCCUCCGUGGCCUCGAUCAAUGGGAUACAAGUGAAAGAAUACAUCCAAGAGCUCACUGAUGAGGGCAAGAUCCGCGUGGAGAAGAUCGGCAGCGGCAAUUGGUACUGGUGUUUUGGUGGGGAUGAGAAGAAGGAACGGGAGAGGCAGUUGACUCAGCUCCGAAAGGAUGUGGAGCGGGUCCAAGCCAACUGCAAGCGAGCCGAAGCGGAUUUGGCCGUGCGCAAGAAGAAGAGGGACAAAGAGGUUGCGGCGCUUGGGAAGCGUGGUGAGGCGGAAUGGGAGGCGCUGUUGGAAAAGAAGAAGGGUCUGGAGCUGGAGAGAAAUCGCCUGCUCGCUGAACGGAAGUCGGCUGAGACUACCGGGGAGGGGAAGGGGAUUGGGCAGAUGAGGGAGGAGAUUGACGAGUACCGCCAGCGGGCGCAGAUGUGGACGGACAAUAUCUACGUGCUGGAGGAGUACGUGAGGAAAAUAACUGGCGGAGAUCGCGAGAUAAUACAGGCAGUGCAAAGGGAGUGCUAUGGGGACGAAUAUGUGGAGGGGGAGGGAUUGCGCGAAUUGUUAAUAUAACUCGCUGCC